This is a messenger RNA of Drosophila sulfurigaster albostrigata, 1409 nucleotides long. It is a transcript of the gene Sp7, whose product is annotated as serine protease 7. Gene Ontology annotation, biological process: proteolysis. The transcript is spliced from 5 exons. Gene Ontology annotation, molecular function: serine-type endopeptidase activity. Bases 142 to 1317 code for a protein of 391 amino acids. The record is from RefSeq and is a predicted model, not a curated record. Lineage: Eukaryota; Metazoa; Arthropoda; Insecta; Diptera; Drosophilidae.
UCUCCGAUCAGUUUGAAACCAUUAUCAACAGCUUAAAGGUGGUUCCGCGUGUCGCUUAAAUUGUAUUUUUAUUUUGAUUAACGCAUAGUGCGAUAAUCAACCAAUUUUUGUAAUUCCACUUUGACGUUAUUUCCCAGAAUAAUGUUGACUCGAAAACCUGUGGGAAUUCUUAUAAUUGGCAUGCUGUUGCAUUGCGCAGUUCACGCACAACAAAAUUGUGUGAAUCCAAACAGAAACUCGGGCUACUGCUUAUCAAUCUACGACUGCCCUAGUUUAAUUGAUCUUGUCCAGCAAAUAUUACUUACCAGCAAUGAGCGAAUGUUUCUGAGAGAUUCUCAAUGUGAAAACGGAUUUGGUCGCCAGCCUUAUGUUUGUUGCACUCGUGAUAAAAACUACGCCAGUGUGGCAACAACAACACCGACACCUGCAACUACAACUACCACAGCAAGGACAGUAAUUCAACCCAGUCCAACGUCUGCCAAUGGUGAUAGAGGUCAGGGAGAAAGCCUCCUCCCAAGGCCACCAGCAUGUGGACCAAAUUCGUUCCUCGAUCGCAUUUACAAUGGCAACGACACAGCGCUUGAUGAGUUCCCAUGGAUGGCAUUGCUUGAGUACACGAACAAAAGGGGUCAACGGGAGCUAAAUUGUGGUGGCAGUCUGAUCAACAAUCGCUACAUACUAACCGCUGCUCACUGCGUAACUGGCCAAAUAUCCGUCGAAGUGGGUCAGCUAACUACAGUGCGAUUGGGCGAGUACGAUAUUAGCAAAGAAAUCGACUGUGUGAGGAAUGUUUGCAACCGGCCUGUGAUCGAGAUUGGCAUUGAGGAAGUGAUUGUGCAUCCCCAGUACAAUGCGGAUGACAACAAUCGUCAUAACGAUAUCGCACUCAUUCGCCUCAAUCAGCAAGUCGAACUCAAUGAAUAUAUUAUACCUGUCUGCCUGCCAUUGGUCAGCACACGAGCAGCCAUUAAUACCAAUGACAAGCUCACCGUGAGCGGCUGGGGUCGCACUCUUCUUGCUCGACAGAGCAACAUCAAACAACGCAUUGAUCUCCCCGUUGCGGAUCAAGAUUAUUGUAAGACGAAAUUUGCAACUAAGAGAAUAAGCGUGAUCAGCUCGCAAUUGUGCGUGGGAGGUGAAUACAUUCGAGAUAGUUGCGAUGGCGAUUCAGGCGGACCAUUGAUGCGAUACACGGGUGCUUGGUAUUUGGAAGGAGUUGUCUCAUUUGGUAACCGUUGCGGUCUUGAAGGUUGGCCUGGUGUCUACACAAGAGUAACUGACUAUAUAGAUUGGAUAAUCGGGACUAUUCGUUCCUAAGUAUAUCAAUUGGAGGAACUAUAAUUCACGAUUUGUCUCACUAGAUUUAAAUAACAAAAUUAUCAGAAAAACAUUCAAACCAAUCAAGCGCA